AUCCACGGGGCCAGCCAUUGUGUCGAGAUGAACGGUGCAAAGUUCGUGUAUCGAAUUGUCCCGAUGCGCAGACAAGAAUCAUCGAACGGAUCGGAACCGAUCACCUGUCUCGAGGAAGUCGCAGCUUAGCGCAGGUUCCCAUAGGGAAAGUAAUCGUGUUCGCUCGAAUUGACGGUAUAAAGAGACUCUGGCUCUUUCACCGAAUAACUCUCGGUAUGCACGGUCGUGUCGAGAGAAGAAAGAAAGGCAGGUUUCGAUUUCGAUGGGCCUUGGAGGUCGCGGAAGAGCGUGAUGGCGUUUAGUAUAAUCGUCCCCUCCAUGGGCAAUUGGACGGAUUUGAAGAAAGUCGUCGUUGUGAAGAAGAAUACACUCCAUACCGCGCGAAUCUUUCUCUCUCUUCCUACCUCUUUUCAGCUAUGUACGUGUCUGCAUGUACCACGAACACAAAUACCAAUGAGACAUGUGCACAUCGAGGAGCCCCGGAGAAAGGUGCUGCUCCACCGUCUUCGAUAUUAGAGAGGAGCUUCUUGAGGAGCGGUGGCCUCAAGGUGGUGGUGGCAUCGAGUAGGGAGAAACGGGCCCCUGGGCUUGAUCUGUCCUCAGUUCCCAUGCGAGGCUUCGCUCGAUAUCGUCCAGCACGAUCGUCUCGAGCGGUAUCAUGUCGCGAAUCAGCCGUCUCUAACGCGAGAAUCGGCCGAUGAGAGAAGUGCGUGACCCUUUCCACGGAUCAAACGAGGAAGAGGGACGAAGAACGACUGCAACAUGCGGUUCGCUAAGCUGGCAUUCUUGGCGGCGACGCUUCUCGUCGCCGCGGCUUUCGCCAAGGAGGAGAGCUCAUCGAAGAACCGCGAUAAACGUCAGCAACUCGCCUUCCUGCGAAAGGGCGGUCGUCUGCCGCCAUAUGCAGUGCAGAUGGAACCGAUAGUGCAAUACUCUCAAAGGGAUCCUCUGUAUAAUCCUUUGGCGAGUCCGAAGAGUGAUGAUCUGUACGAGGAGAAUCCAUUAAGUUACUAUCCAACGGAACCUGAGCCGAUUAUUGAGAUCAUUAUUAAAGAAUCGAAUGAAUCUUUGCCGACUCCAGCACCACCACCGCCUCCACCUCAACCACGACCAACUAAGGAACCUAUUCAGGUGUUUUAUGUGAAGUACGAGAAGAAAAAAGGUUACGGUGACAAGACUCGAGUCGUCUACGAUCCGCCGAUUCCCGCGCUGACGCCAGUGGAGGAGCAUGAGGAGAUUAAAUCGGAUAAUCAUGCGCCGUACGCUGAGGAACCGACACAGACAGCAACGUUGGCGCCACUUGCGGAACCAUCGACAACUUUGCGCGCUAUCAUUCGACCUGAUAGCGAAGUAUAUCACUCCGGCGGUAGCGGCAUCCGUGUGACUUUCGGCACCGAGCAGGUACCACCCAAUAGUCACAGCAAGCGCAGCGAUUUGGAAACGCCCAAUAGUGCGCAACAGCAUACUAGCAAACCGACGGCAGCUCCGGGAUCGCCGAAAAGACAACAUGGUCCCUAUCAACCGCUACAACCAGUGGUGCAUCCUCCGCGAGUGCCACCUGCAUUUCCACAACAACGUAUCGUUAACUCGUUCCCACCUCAGCAACAAGCGCUGCAGCAACCGCCAACAUUUUUACAGCAGCAGCAGCAGGCGCCGACGUUCUUGCAACAACAGCAGCAGCAGCCACCAUCACCACCACUACCAUCGCAUCAUCAAGCGUUUCCGGCUCAGCCUUUGAGAAAUCCAUCAUCACCGCCAUCGAGACCGCCGCAGCGGCAUCCUAUAACAAUUCAGGGUUUGCCAGAAGUGCAACAACGCGCGCCGUUUAAUAAUUUCGGACCGCCACCGCAUCGUGUCAACAUCAAUCACCCGCAGCAACCCGGAUUCCCACCCACUUUAUCGAUAUCGCAUCAGAGUGUGCACUUGCAAAAUCAACCAUUACCAUUACCACAAAAUAACUUUGCGGAACCGCCUCAACAACCGCCCCAACAACCGCCUCAACAACCGCCUCAACAAUUGCCUCAACAACUGCCACAACAACUGCCACAACAACCACUAUCUAUUAGACCUGGAGGCUUUAAUUCGGAAUCGCAACAACCUUUGCCAAGGCCAAAUAGUUUCAAUGUUGAACUCCCACCACAAUCACUACCUCCAUUCAAACAGCAGGAACUGGAAAAGCAGCGGUAUCACGAGCAACGACGACAGCAAGAACUGUUAAAGCAACGAGAACAUCAACGACAACAUGAGCAGCAGCGACAUCAGGAACACCAACGAUUUUUGGAGCAACAAAGACAAAUCGAGCAACAGAGAUUAUUAGAGCAGCAGAGGCAGCAGGAACAUCAGAGGCAACAGGAGCAUCAAAGACUCCAAGAACAGCAGCGAUUGCAAGAACAACAACGGCUACAGGAACAGCAACGUCUACAGGAACAGCAACGUCUACAGGAACAGCAACGUCUCCAAGAACAACAACAAUUGCAAGAACUACAACGUUUGCAGGAACAACGUAGGCGGAAGCAGGAACAGGAGCAAAAGCUCCUUCAAGAACAACAUUAUCGCGCGCAACUUAAAUAUAAUCAGCCGCAGCUUCAACCUCAACGAUCGGCAGGCGAAAUCUUUAAAGCCGUUCCAAAGCUGGAGCAGCAUUAUUCGAUCAGAGAGAAUCCGCUACAUCCUGGUCCGUUCCCACCAAAUCCCACGAUAGUCCAACCAACUGCGUUUCCUGAAAUUUCUCAGAACCAGUUUGUUUCAGCGCAACCGCUCAAUAUUCUUCACGAUCCCGAGCAACUGUCCGGGAAUCUACCGAGUCGUUUCAUCUCGACCGAUACUCUUCAGCAGCAACAUCAACAAUUAAACGCGAAACAUCAAACCUAUCAAAAUAAUCAACAGAGCUUCUUCUCCCAGAAUCGUCCGACGUCGGAACAACGACCGCAGAUCGCUUCCUCUCAAACGCAAUCUAUAUGGGGCAGCCGGCCGAUAUUCCAGAAUAAUCCCGCGCAGAAGAUCUAUGCGACGCCAGUUAGCCCUUCUGAAGAGUUCAACUCGCUGUCGACCGUUAAAACAUUCCUACCGACAACGACAACGACUACCACUACUACGACCACCACCACGACUACCACUACCGAGGCACCAACAACUCUCUCGCCGAACAAGGCGGCCAAGAUCAAGGAGAACAUCGCCAAUCUGCCGGACGAAGUGCCUGAUGAUAUCAGGGAACAGCUAUUGAGUUCCGGGAUCCUGGGCAACGCCGACAUACAGAUUCUCGAUUACGACAAGAUUGGCGACAUACCUAUCGAGAAACUACCGCCGGAAGCGCUGGCGAAUUUCUACGGCGCCGGAGGCGGUACGGCGAUCGCCGCCGGCAGCGAGCCCGUGCCAGCGAUCGCCAGGAGGCCGGUGACGAAGACGACGCAGCGUAUAUCGAGCGGAGGGAACUCAUCGUCGAAGAAGUCCACCGUCCCUACGAGCGGCUCGACUAAGUUCGAACAGGCUACCUUACGACCUGGCGGCGUUGAGAUGAAAGUAGUACGCUUUGAUCCGAAUACGGAGCAAGGCCGGGCCGUUGCGGAGCAGCACAUACGGGACGACGCGACCCGGCUCGAGCCGGUAACCGUGGGAGCCGGAGACCCCCUUCAAUACAAUCGUUACUUACCGCUUAAAGUGAGCGGUGCGUCCUUCCCGAUACCAGACGUGCCAGAGCUCAACGGCCGCAAGAUCUCGAGCGUCGUGGUGCUAGCACCUGUCGACUACGACUUUCUCGGCGGCGAGGAGAAGGAGAUCACGGAUUCGCAGCGGCACGGUAGAAAGAUCAGUGGCGACGCGCAGCCGGUCAGAUUUCUCGCCGGAGACACCCUCAAACAGCUCGUGAAGAAGCCCACCGCGGAGAACUACAAGAAGUGGCUCGAGCAGGAGAGCCGCACCGAGCCGCAGAGGCAAUCCGUCGUGCUUCUCGUAACUAUGCCGAGAGACGGCGGCGAUCAGGGUGACAAGGAAAUCUUCAUGUAUGAUGUGACCUCUGGAUCCGUCAGCAAACUGGCCGGUGACCUUUCGACAGCUUUUGUAGACGCCGCCGAAAGCAAUUCUGACGGCACUGAUUCUAUCGAACAUCCCUUCUCGACAUACUAAUUUUAUUUAAAAAAAAAAGAGCUCUUCACUUUAGGUGCUUAAAACAUGAUUUGUUGUGUACGCAGAGAGAAUACUUUUUUCUGAAAGUUUCAUAAUUUAUUAUAUCCCCUAGUGUGCGUGUUAUUGCAUUUUAUACUUUAUUUUUUUACAUUUGUUUUUAUUUUAACUUCAUUCAAUUUAAACUAAUUAUCUCCUUACAUUGUUCCUGGUAUAAUUAAUCUAAUAUUUUUCAAAUGGUUUAAGUAAAAUUUAAUUUUUUAUCUCGUUCGUUCUUUUGCAAUAAGAAAAGAGGAAUGGACCUUUAUAAAUCGAUCGUAUAGUAAUAAAUACUAAACGUUGAUAUGUAAAAUAGUAUAAAAAAAGGCGGAUAUAUUUUCUGAAUUGUCACAUGAUGCAUUUUUAUUGCAAUUGGAAUAAAAACAGAAGUAGUUGGUUUUCAGAAUGAGGAGAGAGUCGCAGCGUGGCAAAUUAUGUACUUCAAAUUCAUAAGUAUUCUUGUAGAUAUCUUGAUUAUGUAUUAUUAUGUACAUAAGAAUAAUUUUGUACUUUUUUAUACAAAAUAAAACGCAGUCUCUUGAUGUUUGCACAUGUCUAUAUGUAUUUU
This is a messenger RNA of Camponotus floridanus (Florida carpenter ant), 4726 nucleotides long. Its product is annotated as mediator of RNA polymerase II transcription subunit 15. Lineage: Eukaryota; Metazoa; Arthropoda; Insecta; Hymenoptera; Formicidae. The transcript is spliced from 4 exons. The coding region runs from base 763 to 4122 and encodes 1119 amino acids. The record is from RefSeq and is a predicted model, not a curated record.